This is a messenger RNA of Macroventuria anomochaeta, 2318 nucleotides long. Its product is annotated as cholinesterase. The coding region runs from base 147 to 2204 and encodes 685 amino acids. Gene Ontology annotation, molecular function: cholinesterase activity. The transcript has a single exon. The record is from RefSeq and is a predicted model, not a curated record. Lineage: Eukaryota; Fungi; Ascomycota; Dothideomycetes; Pleosporales; Didymellaceae.
AGUACCCCUGGCCGAGAAGUACCCCCUGGUCAGCUUGCAUCCACUUUCAUUUACUCGUUUACCCGUUUACCGUGAAGAUAUAAUACUAAUUGACAGUAUGCUUCAAAGGACACCGAGAACCUCCUGGAUCGUUGCUGGUUCUCAAGAUGGCCACGUUGGUUGCUCGCCUCUCAGCCUCAUUAUGUCUCGUGUCUCUUGUCUUAGCAUCCGUCCCAAAUCCACGCACAAUCGACUCAGAUCUAACGGUACUGACUCACAACGACCUUUACGGUAACAGCAGCCACAGACAAGCUUCAGCAAUCGUCGUCAGCAAACGUCAAUCACACUCGGCCGCGGCGUCGAGCUGUGCGGCUCUGGGAGAGAGCCUAUGGUCCAACGAGCAACAUUUGCAAGAGCUUGGGUUCUUGGAAUACCUUCGAUAUGACAGUAAGACACAAAGUCAGGAUCACUAUUGGGUGGCAGGCACUGCACACACCAAAUGUAGCGCCAUCACUGCACGAGGCCGCACCCAACAGCUGCCGUGCGAUACACCUCUGCCAGCUCUCUGUCAAAAUUCUGCGGCACUGAGCUCAUUGGAGUCAACAGACACUAGCAGUAAGUGGCAGACAGCAGUCACAACUGGCAAUGCAACGGUCAUAGGCUACCGCGAUAAACACUCGUUCCGUUUCCAAGGUAUCCAGUACGCUACUAUACCCAGCCGCUUUUCACACUCCGUCUACCUUCCACCUGCUGGCUCGAACAUCUCGGCACUCUCAUACGGUCCACAAUGCAUACAGGGAAGCUGUAGUUCAGGUACGGCAUCCUGCAGCGAAGAUUGCCUGUACUUGAACAUCUGGACGCCAGUCCUUCCCAGCGGCAAGAGCUCGAAGACUACAAAGAAGGCGGUACUCGUCUGGAUUCAUGGCGGGGGGUUUGUCAGUGGCUCUGGCAGCGACACAACGUUCGAUGGUGGAGCAAUGGCGUCUCGUGGUGAUGUGGUCCUUGUCACAAUCAACUAUCGACUCGGCAACCUUGGCUUCCUAGCACUGGAGGGUACGUCUCUGACAGGCAACUACGGGCUCAAGGACCAAAACACUGCAUUGGAAUGGCUACGUGCGCAUAUAGGUGCGUUUGGUGGCGACAAGGACAGGAUCACUGUAUUUGGCCAGAGUGCCGGCGCAGCCUCUGUGCGAGCACUGCUUGCUUCGCCAGAAGCCCGUGACAAGUUUGCAGGUGCAAUUACCCAGAGCACCCCUCAAGGCCUGAACUACGUUUCGACAUUCUCGAAGUACCUGACCAUCACGGAGGCUACCAACCGGACCAAAUCACUCCUCGACGAGACUGGAUGCGCCUCAAACAACAGUGCCACCGUCCUCACAUGUCUACAGGCCGUCGACCCCCUCAACCUCACCACCGGCACCGUGGCCUCCUACCCAGUAGUCGACAACAAGUUCCUCACGACCUCCUCCCUCCCCCUCGGCCCCACAGCACCAAAACUCAACAUCCCCCUCCUCUCAGGCAUCAUGCAUGACGACGGCUCCCCCUUCACCAGCUACCCCAGCACCGCAAACAUCACCGCCGUGCUCCUCAGUCAAAACCUCCCCUCCUUUAUCGCCAACUCCCCCCUCUUCCCCCUCCCAUCCGCACCCAACACCACAGAGUCCAUCUUCAACCUCACGUCCCGCGUCGCAACAGACGCCAUGUUCAGGUGCCUCGCGCAAUCGACCGCCGCCACCGCAGCAAAGAACUCCGUCUUCAAAAACACGUACGCAUAUGAAUUCGACCGCGCAUUCCAGCUCCUGUCCUAUAGUCCGAAUCCGCCUGCGUGCGAAGCGCCACGCACGCCGGAGCAUCCUUUUGGUGACCCCAGCUUGCCAUAUUACAAAUGCCAUUCGGGGGAGUUGUAUUAUGUUUUUGGCACGCUGGUUAGAGAGGGUGCAAGGAUUAGGGAUGAUGAUGAUAUUCGAUUCUCGCAGUACGUUCUUGACAGUUGGACGAGUUUUGCGAGGACGGGGAGCCCAACUCCAGACCCGCGUCUCUUGGAGGCGCGGGGAUUCACCAACACAUCUGCUCUUGUGAGGGCAGCGGGUACAUGGGCGCCAGUGGAGGAACGAGGAAACGGCAAAGAACUAAGGGUGCUGAAUAUUGGUGCGAGGAGUGAGGGAUGGAGAGAAGUCGAGCAGUGUGAGGCGCUAGGCUUUGGGCUGGAUUAUUACGAUGUCUGAGGUGCUCGUGUAGACCAGGUCUGUCCUCAGCGCCGCCUAGGCUAGCAUUGCAGUCUCUGCCAACUUCACGCAUAUCAUCCGUUGCAUGUUCAGGAAACUCUUGGAACGAGGGUA